Molecule: messenger RNA, 486 nt
Organism: Apodemus sylvaticus (European woodmouse)
Lineage: Eukaryota; Metazoa; Chordata; Mammalia; Rodentia; Muridae
Gene: Il17f
Product: interleukin 17F
Exons: 3
Coding region: 1-486 (161 amino acids)
Biological process (GO): inflammatory response
Cellular component (GO): extracellular region
Molecular function (GO): cytokine activity
Source: RefSeq, a predicted model, not a curated record
AUGAAGGGCCCGUGCGAAACAGCCAUGGUCAAGUCUUUGCUCCUGUUCAUGUUGGGAUUUGCCAUUCUGACAGAGGUAGCAGCUCGGAGGAACCCCAAAGCAGGGGUGCCUGCCCGGCAGAAGCCUGGGAAUUGCCCUCCCCUGGAGGAGAACAGUGUGAGAGUUGACAUUCGCAUCUUCAAUCAAAACCAGGGUAUUUCUGUCCCACGUGACUUCCAGAACCGCUCUAGCUCCCCAUGGGAUUACAACAUCACCCGAGACCCCCACCGGUUCCCCUCAGAGAUCGCUGAGGCCCAGUGCAGACACUCAGGCUGCAUCAAUGCCCAGGGUCAGGAAGACAGCUCCAUGAACUCCGUCGCCAUCCAGCAAGAAAUCCUGGUCCUUCGGAGGGAGCCCCAGGGCUGUUCGAAUUCCUUCAGGUUGGAGAAGAUGCUGGUUAAAGUCGGCUGCACCUGCGUGGCGCCCAUCGUCCACCGCGCGGCCUGA